UCAAGACACCAAUGUGUGAGUAAAUCCCCGUCCCCUUCUUACUUUUGAUCCAAAAAAACAUAACACAUCAAUUAUUAACACCACGUAAUUGUAUGUAUGAGUAAUGGACUUUAAAACUGGUGGGGAUAAGUCAAAGUAGCAAAUAGCCCGCCGAAACUACAAAACCAUUUGCUUGUUUGCGGGCUCUCUCCCUCUCUCCUUCGUUGUGCUCCAAAAAACCAAGACCCGAGCUAAGAGAUGCAAAGUACUAGUAUGCUGAACAAGAUCAGUCACAGGUGUAAGUAGAUAUGUCAAAACUUGGAUUUUUUAUGGAGAGGAAAACAACAUUGUGGUAAAAGAAAUCAACAGAAUUUGUUUGGCUGGUAAUCUGAGGGGCAACGUUAGAGGACCCUUUACAACUAUGCUCACCCGGAAUUUACUCUCAGUCAAUGUACCUUGUUUGAGAGGUUUUUCAUCAGCGGCUGCGAGUUUUCUUAGAACUGGGGAUACAUUGAAGCUAUCUAGAAUAUUCACAAGUGAAGAUGUUUUAGAGUACUCCAAAGUGAGUCAUGACUCUAAUCCUCUGCAUUUCGAUUCUGAGUCCGCUCGAAAUGCCGGAUUUGAAGAUCGACUGGUUCAUGGGAUGCUUGUUGCUGCCCUGUUUCCCAAGAUCAUAUCUUCUCACUUUCCUGGGGCUAUAUAUGUUUCCCAAAGCUUGCAUUUCAGGUUGCCCGUCUAUAUUGGCGAAGAGAUUGUUGGCGAGGUAGAAGCAACUAAUAUAAGAGAACAGAAGAACAGAUGCCUAGUGAAAUUCAAGACAGCAUGCUUCAAGAAUGGUGCUAUCGUCAUUGACGGUGAGGCAAUGGCCAUCUUACCUGCACCAGCUGUGGAACAAGCGAAUACUUCGGCAUGACAGAAAGCCGGUUCAGUGUUGAGCUACUGCCGCAUUGAUUGAAAGUACAAAAGCAAUUCAGUGUGGCUGAACUUCUACGUAUGGUUUAGUCGAACUGCUCCAUCCCUUUAUUUAAUAAAAAUUUAUCUCAAGGAAAUUACAUUGUAAACUCUAGAUGGAUAACGUUUACUUUUUCUCUCUUCUUUUUUUGGGCGGAUGAUUUCAAGAUUUCUUCAAUCAGCUCCGUUCAGAUUAUGGGUUCCCAAUAUUACAUCCAUGGAAUUCGAUUGUAAAAGCUGAAUUAAUAUACAAUUACAUGUAAA
This is a messenger RNA of Prunus dulcis (almond), 1194 nucleotides long. Its product is annotated as (R)-specific enoyl-CoA hydratase. NCBI's taxonomy places the organism in Eukaryota, Viridiplantae, Streptophyta, Magnoliopsida, Rosales, Rosaceae. The record is from RefSeq and is a predicted model, not a curated record. The transcript is spliced from 4 exons. The coding region runs from base 401 to 892 and encodes 163 amino acids.